Rotaria sp. Silwood1 is the source of this 528-nucleotide messenger RNA. Lineage: Eukaryota; Metazoa; Rotifera; Eurotatoria; Philodinida; Philodinidae. The record is from the annotation of a GenBank genome assembly.
AUGAUACAAUGGCGAAUAGACAAUCAUGUUGAUUUGAUUCUUGAAGAUCAACUCAUGAUGCUUCGAAUGGAUAUCAUUCGAAAAAUGGCUCCGAGCGCUCAUCAUGGCUAUACAAAAGCUGGUCGACCAUUGUUUAUCGAAAAAUUCGGUCUAGUACAAGUGGAUAAGUUAUUGAAUCGAUUUACAUCAGAGGAAUUAAUCCAAUGUCAUAUCUAUUGGCUUGAAUGCUGUUGUCAGCGAGCAAGAGAACGUAGUCGACAACUAGGAAAACAUGUCGAAAAUUUUGCUACGAUUUAUGAUUUACAUGCCUGUAAAGUAGAGUUGACAAAAUUUCUUUAUGUAUUUAAACAAGCCGUUCACAUUGACGACAACUAUUAUCCCGAACGUCUAGGACAAAUAUUUCUUAUAAAUCCACCAAUGAUUUUUUCUAUUCUUUGGGAUUUAGCGAAAUAUUGGCUUGAUCCUGUAACGAAAACAAAAAUCCAUGUCAUUAAAAAGGGUCCUGAAACAUCAACAGUAUUAUUAUAA